AUGGAGUUGACCUUGGUUGGCUUACAAAACAGCGGUAAAACAACUCUAGUCAAUGUGAUUGCAUCAGGGCAAUUUAUCGAAGAUUCAAUUCCAACUGUUGGAUUCAACAUGCGCAAGGUUACCAAAGGCAAUGUGACCAUGAAGCUAUGGGACAUUGGUGGUCAGCCGCGAUUUAGAAGCAUGUGGGAGCGCUACUGCAGAGGUGUCAAUGCAAUAGUUUUUGUAGUGGAUGCUGCUGAUCACAAGAAACUGGAGGCAGCCAAAGUGGAAUUGAAGGGCUUGUUGGAGAGACCUCAACUGAUCCACAUCCCAUUGCUUGUCUUGGGAAACAAGAAUGAUCUCCAAGAAGCCAUCAGUUCAGAGCAGUUAAUAGAAGCUUUACAACUCAAAACAAUAACAAAUCGUGAAGUUUCCUGUUACUCAAUCUCUGCGAAAAACCACACAAAUAUAGACAUCACUCUACAGUGGUUGAUCAAACAAGGCAAAAAAUGA
Mucor velutinosus is the source of this 492-nucleotide messenger RNA. RefSeq lists its product as uncharacterized. Gene Ontology annotation, molecular function: GTPase activity; GTP binding. Gene Ontology annotation, biological process: protein transport. Lineage: Eukaryota; Fungi; Mucoromycota; Mucoromycetes; Mucorales; Mucoraceae. Gene Ontology annotation, cellular component: lysosomal membrane. Bases 1 to 492 code for a protein of 163 amino acids. The transcript is spliced from 4 exons. The record is from RefSeq and is a predicted model, not a curated record.